UGACAGUAGUGACGUAGACGGAAGUAAAGUCGCAGGAAACAGCAACAAGCUAACAUGUCGAUUUCUCAAGCGAGACAAACUUUUUUAAAGCCGAUGGUUCCGUUCAGCUGGACCAUCCAGGGUGGACUUGUUCCUGGCGAGAUGGUUCUGAUCCAGGGGUCGCUUCCGUCAGGCGCAGACAGGUUCCAAGUGGACUUGACGUGCGGCAGCAGCGUGGCUCCAAGGGCCGACGUGGCUUUCCACAUGAACCCCAGACUGAAUAAGGGUUGCGUGGUGUGCAAUACGCUGCACCAGGAGCGAUGGGGUCACGAAGAAAUCCUUCCUCACAUGCCCUUCACGACCGACCAGUCCUUCGAGUUAGUCCUGCUUGUCCUAAAGGACCGCUUCAAGGUGGCAGUAAACGGAGCACACCUGUUGGACUAUGAGCAUCGACUUGCGCUGGAGCUCGUGGACACUUUGGCUGUUUCAGGAAAGGUCAAAGUUGAUGUCGUGGCCGUCAUGCUGCAUGCUUCAACAUCUUUCUCGACUGCAGAUGCUCCGACCAAUCAGCACGCAGCACUCGGUUCGAUGGUCGUCUUGUCAGGUGACAUGUGUGUUCCAUUCAAAGGGGAGCUGGUGGGCGGUUUCAGUGAGGGGCGCAGCAUCGCCAUCAGAGGACAAGCCAAUCAGAAGGCAAAGCGCUUUGCCAUCAACCUGCGAGUGAGCGACAGCGAAGACAUCGCACUGCACCUCAACCCUCGUUUCAAAGAGGAAGUGUUUGUCCGAAACUCUUUCCUGUCUGGUUGCUGGGGUGACGAGGAGCGCAAGCUUGCCUCCUUCCCAUUUGGACCGGGACAGUACUUUGAGAUCAUCAUCGUCUCUGAUGCUCAGCAGUUUCUUGUCGCCGUCAAUGGGAUCCACCAAGUGACUUACAAACAUCGAAUCCAGGACCUGCGAUGCAUCACACAGCUGGAAGUGAUUGGAGAUGUCAAACUGAUAGAUGCCAGGCUUAUGUGACACCAGCAUGCCAACAUGCUAAUCAUAUUCCGCUAAAAAUGUCAAACAGCCAUCAGUUGUCAUUCCAUUACCAAGAAAGAUACAUUUACCUAAAACAUAAAUACAUUUUAUUAAAAAAGAUAUUUACAAAUUACAAUAAAAAAAAAAGGACAAGUCCGUAAGCUGCAGAAAAGUGAGCGUGGCCACAUAAGCUGCAGAAAAGUGGGCGUGGUCAGAAGUCAGCAUCCAGCGUGAAGGUGUUGUCGGUGGUGGCGGCCAUGACACCCAUCCUCUGAUACUCGCCAACACGCUUCUCAAAGAAGUUGGUCUUUCCCUCCAGUGAGAUGUUUUCCAUGAAGUCGAAGGGGUUCUCCACACGAUACAUCUACAGACACACACAGAAAGUGAGCGUGAAAAGGUCGGAGAAGUAGAGCGCGAGUUGGGGGCGGAGCCUGGGUGAGCGUUCAGACAAGCGUCUUUUUCGUGUCGCCGCCCGUCCUCCAGUAGACCACAUGUCUUCUGGAGAAGCGAGCGCGGCAACACUCAGCCCCCAUGAGCGGCUGAGGUCCGUACCCCUGCGCUUCUCAUCAUCACGCAGCCACAUUCCG
Entelurus aequoreus (snake pipefish) is the source of this 1583-nucleotide messenger RNA. Its product is annotated as galectin-8-like. The record is from RefSeq and is a predicted model, not a curated record. NCBI's taxonomy places the organism in Eukaryota, Metazoa, Chordata, Actinopteri, Syngnathiformes, Syngnathidae. Gene Ontology annotation, molecular function: carbohydrate binding. The transcript has 9 exons. Bases 55 to 996 code for a protein of 313 amino acids.